GUAGUUGGUUUAGCCCCACCCCCUGCAUCCGCCAUCUCCUGUUCCUACAUGGGAAGGCGGGCGAAUUUGAAAGAAGAGUAUAUUCGUUUACGUCCAAAAACAUAGAAAUUUGUAUAAUUUGUUUUAUACAAUUCCACAGAACCGACCAUACAGCAGAUUGGACCGUAUAAGUAAAGCUAAGGCACAACAACUUUAGUAUAACGUUGCAUGCAUCGUUUUUGUUGGUGUAAUCGUGGCAUUGUUCAUUUCUCGUGUGUUCGUCGUGUUGGCUAACGUUAACUGUCUAGCAGCAGUUUGCCGUUUCUGGAUCUGUAACGUUAUUGUCUUGCAAGAUGAGCAACAAAACCACACGAUUACCGUCGAGGAAAAGCAGCGAAGAAAUCAGAGAUUCAAACGGAAAGAGUCCACCACGAAGGAGGUCCUGCAGGUUGUCUGCAAAUGAUGAAAGUCUGGCCUCUAAAGUUGUGGCUCCACCUGUGGCUGUGAAACGGUCAAUCACUGUUAGGAAAAUUGCACCCAGGAAAACUCAGGCCCUGUCUGACAAUAACAAGGAGAAUGUGGAACGAUUAUCUGAAGUGCCGACAAAGCUGUCCAGAGUCUUGACAUCGUCCCCAGUUGUGGCAACAGUGCCCAAGACAGCUGUUCUCUCGCCCAUCCUGCCUCCUUCCUCUCCAUCUUCUCACCCCAAAAAAUCGGGGCAGGACCCCGUUUGGUCCCAAAAAGUGCGACGCUCCUACAGUCGCUUGAGUAUGGGGGAAAAGUCCUUUGAAAGCCCGAAAUCCUUUCAUGCACCUUCCACUUCUCCCAACAACCGAGAGACCCUGUUUGGUUUUGAGAGGCUUCAGACACCUGAGGUGAUGCGUAAAACUGAGGGAUCUAGAGUAGCUCCUCUGGGCUCUAUGUCCAUCUCACUGGGUUCUUUCAACAUGUCCGCUGCUGAUGACAGCACAUCAAACCCACCAGAAAUUGAUCAAAACAUCCCAGGUGUGUGCCUGGGGAAGAAGAAGACAACCAGGCGUAAGCGCAUACAACAGAUAAAGAUGUCAGAGUUGGACGUUCUUGCUGCAAAGAUGAAUGCUGAGUUUGAGGAAGCUGAAAGUUUUGAACUGGUUGUUGAAUGAAAUUUCUAAAGAGCCUCAUGCGCUCAGGACAUUUUCAGGACACGUCAUACCUUUCAACUUAUUACUUUUAUUAUUGUUCAUUAUGCUUACUGCCCGCUGUUUCUUCCUGUUUGCAAAAUCUAAACUUAGCAUGUUUAAAGAGAUCAAACAGUUUUGUUCUGAUAAUUUUUCUAAAUGCCACAAUCAUAAGUAAAUCUCUAAAUUACAAUGUUGAAAAACUUGUUGGUCUUUACUUUUUGGUUAUUUCUGUGUUUUUUGUUGUUGUUUUUCAUAUUUGAUGAAUCAGUUUUGUUAAAUUUUGUCAUUUUAAUAAAUAGCCUUUUGGAGUAGUA
Molecule: messenger RNA, 1453 nt
Organism: Carassius gibelio (silver crucian carp)
Lineage: Eukaryota; Metazoa; Chordata; Actinopteri; Cypriniformes; Cyprinidae
Gene: cdca5
Product: cell division cycle associated 5
Exons: 5
Coding region: 333-1121 (262 amino acids)
Source: RefSeq, a predicted model, not a curated record